UGUCAACCCUAGAGUCAUGUCGUCAUGUCGAAUUUAUAACCUCUAAAGUUUAAUAUUUCCUUUUUAUUUAUUCUUUCUUGCUCACGAUUUGUAAACGUGUCGUAUAGAUCCACGUAACAAUUAAUAGCUAACUCAAUAUUACAAAAAGCAAAUAUUUUAUCAUAAUGACUGAAGCGGCCAGCGAAAAGUUAUCCAAGAAUGAAUUAAAACGACGGCUGAAAGCCGAACAGAAGUUAAAAGAGAAAGCGGAAAAGGUAGCCCAACAACCAGUUGAAACUACUGAGAAAAAAUCAGCAAAAGCUGAGGAAGAAAUCAGUCCAAACGAAUAUUAUAAACUUAGAACAGCAGCAGUUGCUGCUCUUAAAAAUGGAGCCAAAGAAGAUCAUCCAUACCCUCAUAAGUUUACUGUCACUACGUCACUGGAGGAGUUCAUAGAAAAGUAUAACAACUUGGAUAGUGGUGAAGUGUUAGAAAACGUCUCAGUGUCUGUUGCUGGUAGAGUCCAUUCAAUCAGAGAAUCUGGUGCUAAACUUAUUUUUUACGACCUAAGGGGUGAAGGUGUGAAGAUUCAGGUGAUGGCCAAUGCCAAGAUGUAUGAAUCUGAGGAAAAAUUCAUCACAGACACUGAGAAACUAAGACGAGGUGACAUUAUCGGCUGUGUUGGACAUCCAGGCAAAACCAAGAAGGGAGAACUUUCUAUUGUACCCAAAACAGUCAAACUGUUAUCUCCUUGUCUGCAUAUGAUGCCGCAUCUUCAUUUUGGUCUUAAGGACAAGGAAACAAGAUUCAGAAAGAGAUAUUUGGAUCUCAUUUUAAAUGACAAGGUCAGACAAAUAUUCUAUACCAGAGCAAAAAUUAUUUCAUAUGUUAGGCGAUUCUUUGACAACAUGGGCUUUCUGGAGAUAGAAACACCAAUGAUGAACAUGAUUCCUGGAGGAGCCACAGCCAAGCCUUUCAUCACACAUCACAACGAUUUAGACAUGGACCUCUACAUGAGAAUAGCUCCUGAACUUUAUCACAAAAUGCUGGUAGUAGGUGGCUUAGAUCGUGUUUAUGAAAUUGGGAGACAGUUCAGGAAUGAAGGCAUUGAUCUGACUCACAACCCUGAGUUCACGACUUGUGAGUUUUAUAUGGCUUAUGCGGACUACAAUGAUGUAAUAGCCAUAACUGAGUCAUUGCUUUCAGGAAUGGUUAAAAGUAUCCAUGGCACUUAUAAGAUAAAAUAUCAUCCAGAUGGGCCAGAUGGAGAGGAAUUAGAAAUUGAUUUUACGCCACCAUUUGCUAAGGUGCCCAUGAUUGCCACUCUGGAAAAGGAACUCAAAGUGAAACUGCCACCCGCUGAUCAAUUAGGCACUCCUGAGGCAAACGCUAUGCUCAGCCAACUGUGUGAGAAACAUCAGGUUGAAUGCCCACCUCCAAGGACAACAGCAAGACUCUUAGAUAAACUGGUUGGGGAGUUUCUGGAAGAAAAAUGUAUUAACCCUACAUUCAUAUUAGACCACCCACAGAUUAUGAGCCCCUUAUCUAAAUACCACAGGGAGGUUCCCGGCCUUACUGAAAGGUUUGAACUGUUUGUUAUGAAGAAAGAAAUAUGCAAUGCAUAUACAGAGUUGAACGAUCCGGCGAUACAGAGGGAACGUUUCGAGCAGCAAGCCAAGGACCGCGCGGCCGGCGAUGACGAGGCGCCACCCACGGACGAAGCCUUCUGCACCGCCCUGGAGUACGGGUUACCGCCCACUGGGGGAUGGGGGCUGGGAGUCGAUCGCCUGACGAUGUUUUUGACUGACUCCAAUAACAUUAAAGAGGUACUGUUGUUCCCUGCAAUGAAGCCUGAUGAUCCAAACAAACAUCUUAAAGAAGAAUCAAAUGAACCACCGGCCCAAAAUGGGGAAUAAAAGUAGGAACACUUUACCAGUAUGGCAGUGCCACUACUUAGUGCAUCAAAUCAACAAAAUAUACCAACACUUGAAGAACAGUGACUCACCUUUACACUUGACUAUUGAAAUGGACAUGAAAGGAUUGUUAGCAGAAAAUAUAUUGAAAUUAUAGCACACUCAAAUGAUAUGCGGGCGACGGGGGGAGGACUGCGAGGGUAUGAAGUCGUGCGCGUAUUGAUUAAAAAAAAUCCAUGGUUCUCGCUGGAUUUGUGAAAAGUAGAGUUUUACGUUGACGAAUCGCGGAUGUCCGGUAGUUUUUAAUAUUAACAAUAAAAAAAUUUGAGAGUUAAGGAAAAUACUAUAACACUGAUUUUUUUUAUUUUCCAAAAUCCUAAUAAAUAACAAUAAUACACCUAAAGAAAGUUGUAUUUUUUUGUUUAUGCUUUAAAGGUUUUCAUGAAAGAAAUCCCACGGCUAAAACGUGAACUAAAAUUGACAGCGCCUUACACAAAUGACAAUAUGACCGCCAAUAUGACAUUAGCGCCGCGUCUUUGGGACUUUUUUCACGAAAAGGACUUAACUUAAAUGAGUUUAUUUGAAUAAAAAUUUUCUUGUAACCACCCUUUUUUUAUUGUUUAUAUUGUCUUUUGAUUUAGUGUGUUGGGUAGUGAGGUCACUUUGCUUUGAAGUAUGGUACUUAAAUGUUGGGUGCAAUUCAUGAGUGUACUGUAGAUUUUUGUAUUGGAUUGAAACCUGUGUUUUAUUCUGUAUUAAAUAAAAGUAUUUAAAGAAAAAUUUA
Messenger RNA from Bicyclus anynana (squinting bush brown), 2676 nucleotides. RefSeq names its product lysine--tRNA ligase (gene LysRS). Gene Ontology annotation, biological process: lysyl-tRNA aminoacylation. Gene Ontology annotation, molecular function: tRNA binding; ATP binding; lysine-tRNA ligase activity. The coding region runs from base 165 to 1895 and encodes 576 amino acids. The record is from RefSeq and is a predicted model, not a curated record. NCBI's taxonomy places the organism in Eukaryota, Metazoa, Arthropoda, Insecta, Lepidoptera, Nymphalidae. The transcript has 8 exons. Gene Ontology annotation, cellular component: cytoplasm; aminoacyl-tRNA synthetase multienzyme complex; cytosol.